UUUUUUAAGGAACGUAACCUGGAAAGACUACCUAUGCUAUAGGGGUAAACCCCCUUUUAAGUCACUAAUUAGCCAGCCGCGCGAGAGGCGCGGCCUCUAUUUUACGCAAGAUUUUACAUUGCCGGUCGCCGUCAUGGCUGCCUAUGCGUCAUUCUCAUUCAUUCAUGCAUGAUACAUUUCGUACAUUAUCAAACACUUCACCACUUUGCCUGACUGGGGCUGCCACUGCACGCGUGUACUACUCGGCUCAGCUCAGUAGCGGCGAAUCAGUUUAAACAUAAAGUUUGGUUCAAAUUAGAUACUUUAAUAAAAUGUCAUUAAUUCAGGAAAAUAAUCAAAAACCUAAGGAAAACAGGAAACUUCAACAAAAACGAAAUAAAUGUAAAUCCUUAGAAGAAAGUUUUAAAUAUCUGAACAAAACAUAUGUGAAGAUGAAAAGCAAAGAAAAGAAAUGUAACAACAACAUACUAUAUGCUGUACUUCAAAAAUUUCUAACAAUUAUGAAAAAUCAUAACCCAUUGUUUUGUAUCAUGAAACCGAAACUGGGUUACUUGGGCAGUUAUUAUGAUGGACUGCGAGUGGGACAGCCAACAGAAUACGACAUUAAUGUAAUUUUAUAUUUACCGGUAAAUUAUGACAAAAUUUACUUAGACGCCACAGGCACAACUCACGACUGUACAAAUAUAUUUAUGCCUUCUGAAUUCCGAAGAUUGUCAAAGAAUCCAACAACGGUGAAAGAAGGUUUUCAAAAAACUAGUAUCUGGUGCGAUUGUAAGUACCGCUUUUCCGUUAAAAAAUUUCGCUCAUGGAUGCAAGGUGUGGUAGACACUGCAAUAGAGAAAUUGCGUCUAGAAAAAAAUAAAAGGUUAAUUAAUGUAGAUAAUAAGCGAUACAUUAUCGCCGCCAAAAUGUCGGGCCCUGCAUGCACUAUUACUAUUACUCCGGAAGGGCGUGAUAAUGAUAAUAAUAAAGUUAUUGACGUAGAUUUAGUACCCACAUUUUCAUUUGAACUACCGAAAAAGCCAUACGGAUCGAACGUUUUGUUUCACUAUUUGGAAUCUAUAAAUGUAAAAAGAGAAUAUUUUGUUGUGCCAAAGCCAUCUCAAGACGAAUUUAGUUGGCGAUUAUCGUUUCCGUUUCAAGAACGAUAUUACAUUGGCAAUAAAAACAAUUUGAAAAGUACCGCUAAACUAUUAAAACUUUUACGUGACGCACAAGAUUUUAAACAACUGGCUAGUUAUUACAUAAAAACAAUAUUUUUGUGGGAAGUUCAACGCCAAAAUGACGAUUUCUGGAAAAGAAAAUCUCUUUCGUAUUUGGUACUACAUAUGUUAAACGUUCUGAGAUACUGUUUGGCACAAGAAAAUAUUAAAAACUUUUGGUGUCCUGAAAUGAAUCUCAUUAAAGGCAAAUUAAAAUCUGAGACUUGUCAGAAUUGGAGUAAUAGACUUGCUGUUAUAAUUAAUGAUAUAAAACAAAAUGGAAAAAAUAACCCUAAUAUUAUAAUAAAAUAUUUUACAAAAAAAAAUUAGAAGUAAGUUCUACGUUAGGAAUUCUCUAUAUCCAGGAACUUUUCUGUCAUUACCAUGAAUAUGAUUUUUUAUUUUAUUUAGGUAACGUGACUUUAAGAUAAUAAUAUGCAAUUAUUAUGACUUUUAUAAUUUGGAGAUGGACUCGUAAAGUGGUAGAAGGAACUCUUUUUCCGACCCUGGAAAUCGUUUUGCACCAGGGUGCUUGCUAAGAUAAAUCAAACUUGAUAAGGCUGCAUGGUUUUAUAACCGGUUCCAUUGACCACUUCCCGGCUUCAUCACGUUACCCUGAAUAUACCAACCAACCGACUACCUAGGCCAGAGUGCUUGUCAAGACAAAUCAAACAAGACUAAACUCAGGAGUAGGUACUGUGUCAUUUUAAUGCCGAGUUCCUAUUAUGACCAUCUUCCACUCUUGUUAUCAGACCACAUUCAUGUGCAAAAUUAUAUCAAUCCGAUAUCGGCUAGAGAGCCAGUAUCAACUUGUAGGAUUUCACUUACUAGUAACUUGCUUAUAAUCUAGAAUUCUGCCUACCCCGCUAGGUAACUUGCCUGAGUUUAUGUUGUAUGUGUAUAUAAAAUAGAAUUAACCAAUAUUAUUCUCGUUUCACCAAACACCGAGUCAUUAAGCAAAUAAAGCAGAGGCUCUCGAAUUGAAGUACUUAUUUACAGGGCCGCCUAUUACAAUUAUUUACAAUGAUGACUUAAGGCUUUUGAUAUAAGCAGCAACAUAAGCGUUUUGACGUCACAAUGGGAAUUUGGCGACUAAACGAAAAAUUUGGCACAGAUUGCGACCCUUGUACCUUCAAAACUACUAGGUCCAUUUGACUUGAGUUUUGAGUGAAAUAAAAACUGGUACUUACCUAUAUUUCAUUCUAUUCGUAUAAAUUAUUUUGUAACUUGUAUAAUUGUAUAAUAUAACUUGUCGAUAGUGUCAUGAUCACUCAUAUUUUAAAAGAAGUUGAAUUAUCUAACAUGAAUAUUAACUAGAUUAAAGUUAAAAGUUGCGAAACGAUGGAAUUUAUAUGGACUAUUAAUUUACCUGCACUGUUAUCGUUCAAGCAAAUGGGCAUAUAAUUUAAAAGUAUUUAAUGAUUUAAAAUAUUAUUAAAUAGAAUUAAUAUAAAUUAUUUAUAAUUGUAAAUGUUAAACAACUAAUUAAUUUAAAAAGUAAGUAAACAGAAAAGGCGGGAACGGAAGUGAGAAUUACGCGGCGAGAAAAACAAAUGAAGAACGGGGUUGAAUUGGUUCCCCGACUUUACUAGGAGACGUUGGUUGUGGAAAGAAUUACGAUGGAAAUUAAUAAAUAGUCGAUAAAGUCACCCAUUACAGUGUUUUCUUGAAAAUUCAGAAGUGUUAAUAAGUGAGCCUACGUCACCCACAAAAGUGGACAAGGAUUGAUUUAAAUGUAAGUACCAGUGUGUACUAUUAUGACGUAUUAUUGAAAGUUGGCAUGGCGCCAUUAUUACUUAGCAAAAUAUUUGCAUUCAUUAUCGUAAAAGAAUGUUUAGCCUACUCCGUUAG
Molecule: messenger RNA, 3053 nt
Organism: Pectinophora gossypiella (pink bollworm)
Lineage: Eukaryota; Metazoa; Arthropoda; Insecta; Lepidoptera; Gelechiidae
Product: cyclic GMP-AMP synthase-like receptor
Exons: 2
Coding region: 312-1532 (406 amino acids)
Source: RefSeq, a predicted model, not a curated record